Penaeus indicus is the source of this 342-nucleotide messenger RNA. RefSeq names its product ubiquitin-like protein 5 (gene ubl). Gene Ontology annotation, biological process: mRNA splicing, via spliceosome; protein modification process. Gene Ontology annotation, cellular component: cytoplasm; nucleus. The annotation marks the transcript as partial. Gene Ontology annotation, molecular function: protein tag activity; protein binding. The record is from RefSeq and is a predicted model, not a curated record. The transcript has a single exon. Lineage: Eukaryota; Metazoa; Arthropoda; Malacostraca; Decapoda; Penaeidae.
GAAUCCAUCGCCAUCUCCGCCACCCACACCCCCCCCAACGCCGCCACCAACACCUCCACCGACACCACCUCCAACGCCGCCACCAACGCCUCCACCCUCCCCUCCCCCCGUACCUCCAUAAUGUUGGAAGUGACUUGUAAUGACCGGCUGGGUAAAAAAGUGCGUGUCAAGUGCAACCCAGAUGACACAAUUGGUGACUUGAAGAAGUUAAUUGCUGCACAAACGGGGACACGCUGGGACAAGAUUGUACUCAAGAAGUGGUACACGAUUUUCAAGGACCACAUCACAAUAGCCGACUACGAGAUUCAUGAUGGCAUGAACCUUGAACUGUAUUAUCAGUAA